Messenger RNA from Naegleria lovaniensis, 1569 nucleotides. RefSeq lists its product as uncharacterized. The transcript is spliced from 3 exons. Gene Ontology annotation, cellular component: membrane. Gene Ontology annotation, molecular function: transmembrane transporter activity. NCBI's taxonomy places the organism in Eukaryota, Heterolobosea, Eutetramitea, Acrasida, Naegleriidae. The record is from RefSeq and is a predicted model, not a curated record. Gene Ontology annotation, biological process: transmembrane transport. Bases 1 to 1569 code for a protein of 522 amino acids.
AUGCAACUCCCACAAUCGUUGCUACGGGUCAAAGAGGCUCUCUCCCGAUUUGUGGACCGAUACAAUAGAUUUGGAAGAAGAGUAUUCGGACCCAAGGUGUUGCUCGGCUACUUGGUCAUUUUGAAUUUAUUUAUUUAUUUUGAUAGAGGAGUAGUUUCUGGUAUUCUUGAUAAAUUAGAAAAGAAGUGGGACCUGUCUAAAAGUGAGCAGGGUGGACUCGGAUCGGCUUUUAUGGUGGGAUAUAUGAUAUUUGGUCCAAUUUUUGCACAGUUAGCUGUUAAAAUUCCUCUAAAGUUUGUCAUGUUUAUUGGACUAGUAAUAUGGGCAUGUUUAACAAUCUUGUGUGGAUUCACAGGAAUUAUCAGUGAUAAAACUGGAUUCUUUUUAUUGGCUGCAUGUCGUUGCUUGGUUGGUGUCGGUGAAGCUGCCUACGCACCAGUCGCUCCGACCUUACUUGACGAUGUAGCUCCAGCCAAAUACAGAACGAUCUAUAUGGGUAUUUUCUAUUUGGCCAUGCCUGUUGGUGUUGCAUUAGGGUAUGGUGUGAGCAGUCUUAUUGCUUCCUUCUUGGAUUGGACCGUUGUAUUCAUUGGAGAGGGAAUUGCAAUUGUUCCCUUCGCCCUUCUUCUCUUGAUGAUCCCUCCAUCAGAUCAAUACAGAAAAGACAGAAUUGAACGAGAAGAAAGUGAACGUAUUUUAGGUGAGAAUAAUUCACUUUUGGAAAAGAGAGAGGAAAGUAGCUCUCAAGUCAGCAGUCUUGAAAAUUCUGAGAGUCAAGCCAGUGUUGCAGUGCUGAGCGAAACCGAUGUGACGAGUCAAGCUGCUGAUGGAAACGCACCAGAGGAAGAUAGACACUACCAUUUAUUCCAAGCUAUUUAUCAUCUAGUUAAGAAUCCAGUUUACAUGUUUGCAUUGAUGGGCUAUACCAUGUAUACCUUUGUGAUUGGUGCUCUUGCAUUUUGGGGUCCCACUCUUGUUUCUAAAACUCUCCACAUCCCAAUGUAUGCAGCAAGCUUGGCCUUCUCUGCUGUGAGUGUUGUUACAGGAAUUGUGGGCUCUAUUACUGGAGGUAUUGUGUUGGACAAAAUUGGAGGAAGUAAGGGAAUGGCUGGAAGUGCUAGAGGAUUAAUGUUGUGUGCAAUCUUUAUUUUUAUUGCACUCUUGAUUGGGUUUGGUGCCUUUUCGACGGACAUUAUUGCUGUCUAUUUUAUUUUGCUGUUUAUGGCCGAGUUUUUCAUUUUUAGCAUUACAAGUCCUGUAAAUGUUGCCUUUUUGUCAGUGGUGUCAACAAACCUUAGAAAUUACAGUAUGAGCUUCCAAAUUUUCGUCAUUCAUGCCAUUGGCGACUUCCCUUCACCCUAUGCAAUGGGUUGGUUUGCAGAUUAUAUUGGAAAGAAAAACGGACUCAAGAUUAGUAUUCUUUUCUUGUGGUCGAUAUUGGCAUUUAGUGUCAUUUUCUUUUUCUUUGGAUUUUUGAUUGCACGAUCUAAGGCAAAGAUGGAAGAAAAACGACAAGCAUUGCAAGAUUUGAAGAAGGAAAGUUAUCAACGAGCAAAAUCAGGACUUUAA